UUAUUUAAGCCCAUCUUUUUUUUUUCCCCCUACUGUAACCUAACGCUAAGCCAUCCUCACGCGCCGCGCCGAUUCUUUCUUCCUCUCGCCAGCACCGCUCUCUCACCCACGCUCACGCGCCGCUCCUCUCCCUUUCUCCUCCCUAAUCUGCUCUCGCCGUCGCCGCUCCUCUCACCCACGCUCAACGCAGACCUGUACCGCCGGCGAUCUCCAUCGCGCGUCUCCACCACAAUUCCUCCACAACACUGCCUCCAUCGUGAUUCUGCCUUUGUCCUCCCUAACCCACUCUCGCCUUCGCUCACGCAUCACUUUGUCCUCCCUAUUCCUCCACAGCACUACCUCCACCGUGAUUCCUUAGGCUUAAGCAAGCAAGUAGGAGCUCAAAGGUAACCCAUCAUAGCUUCUUCUCUCGCAUCAGACAAGAUUUCAUCAUCUUCUUCAUCCAUUCAGUCCAUCUUCCAUUCUUCCAAUAGAUCGGCCCACAUUCAAACUCCAUCAUAGCUAUCCAAAGCAAGCUUGGUUCAUUUUGAACAAUAGAGGCAAAAAAGACUAAAGGAAGCAUACGGUGGAAGUUUUGGUCUAAGAAACUUGAAGCUUUAAAGUUAAAAUGAGCUUAAUUUCCCAAAGCGUGCUUCUGAAUGAAAGGAAGGGCAAUAAACUUGAUACAGAGGUAGCUGAUGCGGUUGUGGAUGAUGAAGUUCAGGAAGUUGAUUUGAUUGAGGAAAUUAAGUUGAAAAAAUCAAAGAAGAGAAGUGUUAAGACUGAUGAUUUUUCUCAGAAAAAGAAGAAAAAAUCAAAGAAUAGUAUAGAUAUGGAUGUUUCACUUAACGAAAAGGCACAAGAAAUUGAACAAGAGAAAAUGAAAAGGCGGCAGAGUAAGAAUGCCUCGAAGGAGAAGGCACAAAAAGAUGCAGAAGAGAAGAUGAAGAGUCUUGAGAGUUCUUUGUUUGGUGUUAUUUAUAAUCCUUUGGAGUUUGGGAAGGAAUUCAAUGCUGAUGGCAAGAAGCAGGUCAAAGCAGAUGCCCCAUUGUUUUUCAUGGAUAAGUCCACCAGCAAUGAGAUGAUUGUGUAUGAAGAGGAACUGCAUGCUAUGGCUGCAGAAGACACCAACAAAGAAGAGAGAAAACCUGCAUGGAUAGAUGAGGAGGAGGAAAGGACAGAGGUCAAUAUAAUUCGUAUGAAUAGGUUGAGGAAGCUUAGGAAGGAGGCUAAUGAGCAAGUUAUUUCUGGUACAGAUUACAUUUCUCGGUUGAGGGCUCAACAUGCUAAGCUAAACCCAGGAACAGAGUGGGCAAAUGUUGAUGGUAAGAAUGCUCAUGAAAGUGAUUUUGAUGAAGACUCUUAUGAUGAAAGUGGUGUCACUAUUGCCCAUGGCUACGAGGAUGCUGAAGCUAAUGAUUUUCUUCGUAGCAAUGAUGAUCUUGUCAUAAAGAGCAAUACUAAACUCUUACCUGGAUUACUGGAAUACUCGAGGAUGGUAAAUGCUAAUGCCGAGGAGCCCUCUAAUGGUCCAAUCAAUUCAGUUCAGUUUCACAGAAAUGGUCAAUUACUUCUGACUGCUGGACUUGAUAGGCGGAUAAGAUUUUUCCAAGUGGAUGGAAAGCGCAAUCCUCAAAUACAAAGUAUCUUUAUUGAGGAUUGCCCUGUUCAUAAGGCAUCCUUUUUACCCAAUGGUUCUGAGGUUAUACUUUCAGGCAGGAGGAAAUUCUUUUACAGCAUUGAUUUGGUUAAAGCAGCUGCGAGUAAGAUAGGUCCCUUGACUGGGAGAGAAGAGAAAAGCUUGGAGGCUUUUGAGGUUUCUCCUGAUUCGAACACCAUUGCAUUCAUUGGAAAUGAAGGUUACAUCCUUUUGGUUUCAUCCCGAACAAAGGAGUUAAUUGGGACUUUGAAGAUGAAUGGAAGUGCUCGAUGUCUGGCUUUUGCUGACGGUGGGCAGCAGCUAUUGAGCGGUGGAGGUGAUGGACAUGUCUAUCACUGGGAUCUCAGAACUAGGAGGUGCAUUCACAAGGGCACUGACGAUGGUAGCAUAGGUGGGUCAGCCCUCUGUGCUUCACAAGAUAGUUCUAUGUUUGCUUCAGGUUCAGCCAGUGGUAUUGUUAAUGUUUACAAGAGAGAGGAGUUUCUUGGGGGAAAGCAAAAGCCAUUGAAGACUAUUGAAAAUUUAACAACAAUGGUUGAUCAUAUGAAGUUCAACCAUGACAGUCAGAUUUUGGCUAUGAUCUCGAGAGUGAGUAAGAAUGGUCUAAAGCUGGUGCAUAUCCCAUCGUACAAUGUAUUCUCAAACUAUCCUCCUACGAGAUCUAGCAUCCAGUAUCCUCGCUGUCUUGAUUUCAGCCCUGGAGGUGGAUUUAUGACAGUAGGAAAUGCUGCUGGAAAGGUUUUUCUCUACAAGUUGCACCAUUACCAAAAUGCAUGACGUGCAUUAAGAAAAUUUACAGCUUUUGGUUGCCUGUGCUUUUGAUCUAGUUUUCUCUCUGAACCUUAUAAAAUAUCAUCUGAGCUCUUUAAUGAUUAUGUAACCAAAUUUGUUUGUAAUUUUGUUGACAGCCAUAUUUUAUCAACUUUAUGAUUGACUCGUU
This is a messenger RNA of Zingiber officinale, 2579 nucleotides long. RefSeq names its product U3 small nucleolar RNA-associated protein 18 homolog. Gene Ontology annotation, cellular component: small-subunit processome; Pwp2p-containing subcomplex of 90S preribosome. The transcript is spliced from 4 exons. Gene Ontology annotation, molecular function: protein binding. Bases 608 to 2416 code for a protein of 602 amino acids. Gene Ontology annotation, biological process: rRNA processing. The record is from RefSeq and is a predicted model, not a curated record. NCBI's taxonomy places the organism in Eukaryota, Viridiplantae, Streptophyta, Magnoliopsida, Zingiberales, Zingiberaceae.